Molecule: messenger RNA, 3807 nt
Organism: Adineta steineri
Lineage: Eukaryota; Metazoa; Rotifera; Eurotatoria; Adinetida; Adinetidae
Source: the annotation of a GenBank genome assembly
AUGGCGUUAAUGAUCGAUCAUAUUGCUGCAUCGGAAAAAUAUCGAUUUGAAACAUUUUCUACUCUAUUGAACUUACCCUUAACAACACUACGACAAUUAGCUCUCGCUGGUUUUAUUUAUCAAAAUUCCGAAUGUGCAUGUUUACAAUGUGGUAUUACUAUUCAUUUAAAUGAUUUAGAUGAAAAUCAUGCAUAUCCAUCGAAUUAUUUUCGAAAAUUACAUCGUGAAAAAAUUUCUUAUCUUGGUAAACGUUGUGGAUUUUUAUUAUGUGAAUCCGGUACAAAUAUUGAUGAUCUUCAUCCAUUAUUACCAUCUGAACAAGAAAAAAAAUUAGAAUGGGAUGAUGCCGAAGAACCAGAUUUUAAUGAUUAUACGACGCGUUUAGCAACAUUUCAUUCAUGGCCAUAUUUACAACAGAAUGAAAAUACUUUUGUUACACCAUCUACAAUGGCUAAACAUGGAUUUUAUUAUUCAGGAAUUAAUGAUGGUGUCACUUGUUUUUAUUGUGGUAAUACAUUAAUAGAUUGGUCCGAAACAAUUCAUUCAUCAAAUGAAAGUAUUGUUCAACUCGAACAUGCUCGAUUUUUUCCGUGUUGUUUUAUAAAUUAUACAGCGGGUGGAAAAUUCGUUGCUAAUUCUGGUUAUUUUCAUGUCGUGUCCGAUCAAGAACGUCGUUCUCGUAACCCAAUGACAUCGAAAAUUGUUGAAAUUUCUAAUAAACCUCAAUCAAUUGAUCAAUGUUUAUUGACAUUUGAAAAUUGGCCGGACUGUGCUCCAAUCUCCCCUAAAGAUUUAGCUAGUACUGGUUUUUAUUAUUUAGGCUCGGAAUUACGAGUGAAAUGUUAUAUGUGUGAUCUUGAAGUUGAUGAUUGGCAUCAUGGUAUGACCGCACUUGGUACACAUAGUCGACGUCAGAAUAAUUGUGAAAUAAUUCGAGCUAUUCUCAGUACUAAAACAAGUGAUAUUCAAUGUGUUAAUGAAAAAUGGCGUUUACAAACUCUAAGUGAAUUAUCAUUUGGAACGAAUUGUGAUCAACGUUUAUGUCGAGAAUUAGCUGCAUGUGGUUUUUAUCGUUUUAAAAAUACAAAUAAUAUUCGUUGUGCAUAUUGCGGUGUUUUAAUUCAACCAAAAUCGAAUACAUCAAUAAUGUUUCAACAUCGUUAUUUAGCUAAACAAUUAAAAAAAUCCUCAAUUCUCGAUUGUCUUAUAGUUCGUGCACAAUGUCCAGCAAAUAUAGUUAUUCCAGAUCGAGAACGUUUUCCUGAAUAUCCAGAUUAUCAAUCUGUAUUUGAUCGAAUAAAAUCAUUUGAAAGUUAUAAAGAACGAUAUAAAGUUCUGGAAGAUUUUAUAAAUGAAAGAGCGAAUGCUGGAUUUUUUCUUGAUACAAUGAAACGUAUGCGUUGUUUUCAAUGUGGAAAUUCGUUAUUAAUUAAUGAUAAAAAAUUAUAUGAUAAAUAUACAGAUUAUGAUAUAGCAAAAUUACAUGCACAUUUUUAUCCAACAUGUGAAUGGGUAAAAGAAAUAUUAGGUUGUAAAUAUAUUGCACAAGUUCUUUUAGAUCGUACUAAAUCAAAUGAAUUUGAACAUCAACAAUCAUAUCAUACACAAGUAUCAUCGGCAUCAUCACAUGUUACUUCAAAUUCUUUUUCAACAACAUCAGGCAGUAUGGAUCGUAGAUCUUCGAAUGAAUUAAAUAUAAGUGAUUAUUCGGAAGAAUCUGAUGAUGAAGGUUAUGAAACUGUAGCAACACCAUUUCGAGCAAAUUAUAGUGAUUUUAUAUCACCAAUACAAUCACCAUCACCUACGGCAUUAUCGCAUGAAUCACCAACACUAUCAAUAGCAGAAGUAUGUACAGAUAUGAUUCCUACGAAUAAUCAUAAUCAAAUGACAUCACCUAUUAUGAUACAUCAAAUAAAUCCAUUUCAACAAUUUGCAUUACAAUCAAAAUCACCACCUGUUGAUAUUGCUCGUAAUGAUAUUACACCGGUUGAUCCUCAUGCAUAUUUUGCAUAUGAAUCGAAUCGUUUGGCUUCUUUUAAAAAAUUAAAUCGUGGAACAUUUGCGCAAGUUAAUAUUGAAGAACUUGCAUACGCUGGAUUUUAUUUAAAUUCUGAAGGUACUAUGCUCAAAUGUCCAUGGUGUGUUAUUGAAUUAACAGAACAAAAAUUUGAGAAAAUCUUAUUUAGAAGACCAACUAUUCCUCGUUCACCAUUAAAUGAUGAGCUAUGGACUGCUAUGCGCGUUCAUAGACAUGCUAUUGGACAACAUACAGACAAAACUCUUUCAUGGUGUCCAUGGGUUAGACGAGAAUUAGGUGGAAUUUAUCCAAAUGUUAUCUUGAAUCAAAGUCAUAUGCGUUAUCCAGAAUAUCCAACCUAUUCAACUAUAGAAAAACGUAUUAAAUCAUUUGAAUCUAAUUGGAUUUAUCCAAGUGGUAGUCGUUUAUCGAAUGCAAUGAUGGCUGAUGCUGGAUUUAUAUAUUUAGGUGAAGGAAAAGUAUGUUGUUAUUAUUGUGGCAAUAGAUUACACAAUUUUGAACCACUUGAUUGUCCAUUUGAAGAACAUGUUGUAUUUCAUCCAUUAUGUGAUUAUAUGAUACAAAAACGUGGUUUAUCUUAUAUUGAACGAGUCUUGAAAGAAUCUCCACGAAUUCCACAUGCACGACAAAAAUAUGAAAUUAAUGGCACACAGAAAAUUAAAAGUAUUUUUUUUGCUAAAACUGGUCGAACAAAUAGUAAAAAUAAACGUUUACCAGUGAAACGAAUUAAUUUACGAUCAUCAACAAUGACAAAUCAUAAUAUAUUAAAGUCAACAACAGAUAAUUCAGAUAUAAAUGAAAAUAGUUGUUAUCUAUGUUGUGAAAACAUAGCUACAUAUUCAUACGAUCCCUGCCAACAUUGUCCAAUGUGUGGUGAAUGUUUUGCAAAAUUAACUAAAGAACAUCAUGAACAAUGUAUAAUUUGUCUUCAACAAGCAACAAUACAUUCACGUGUUGCUGCGACAAGUAAUUAUCAAGUUAUACUUGUUGAUCAAAAACAAGAAUUUCUUGAUAAAAGUUUAAAUAUCAUUGAAACAAGUUUAAAACGUAUAAUUAAGAAGAAAUUUGAAAAAGAUCAGGCAAAUGGUGAAAAAUAUUUAGCUGAUGUUCAAAAGCGUAUUAAAACAAGUUUAAAUGUUAAUGAUGCUGUUAAAUCAACAGAUAUUGUUAUUGAAGCUAUUGUAGAAAAUCUUGAAACAAAACAAAAAUUAUUCAAACAAAUUGAUCAAUCUGCACCAAAGCAUACAAUUUUUACAAGUAAUACAUCAUCAUUACCAAUAACCGAAAUUGCAAAAGAUGUUCAACGACAAGAUAAAUUUGGUGGUUUACAUUUCUUCAAUCCAGUACCAGUUAUGAAAUUACUUGAAGUAAUUCGUACAUCAUCAACUAGUGAUGAAACAUUUCAAAUAAUGUUAGCGUUUGGUAAAGCAUUAGGAAAAACAACUGUAUCUUGCAAGGAUACUCCAGGAUUUAUUGUUAAUCGAUUAUUGGGACCAUAUCAAGCCGCAGCCAUUCGAAUGAUUGAACGUGGUGAUGCAACACCUGAAGAUAUUGAUACUGCAAUGAAAUUAGGUGCAGGUUAUCCAAUGGGACCAAUUGAAUUAUUGGAUUAUGUUGGAUUAGAUACAUGGAAAUUUGUUAGUGACGGUUGGCAUAAACGUUUUCCAAACGAUCCAGAAUUUCAACCAAGUGAAUUAGUAAAUAAACUUGUUUCUGAAGGCAAACUUGGCAGAAAAACUGGCGAAGGUUUUUACAAAUAUUCCAAAUAA